UCCCCGGAGCAGAAGCGUCAGCCUUACCUUUGGGCCGCGGCCCUGUGACGUUUGGCCCAGGGUUUGGGGUCUCUCCCAUCUGCUCUGUAAAUCCGUCCUCAGCUCUCUGGGCGUGGUCGGCCACUGCGCGGGAGGAGGGCGUGAGGGCUCGAGCUCAGUGCACCUAGGAUCGUCCUAGCUGAGGGCGCAGGCCUGGUGGCAAGGCGUAGGGGCGUGUUGGGGUGAACGCAGAGCGUUCCCUCGCCUGACUUCAUUUCCCUGAACGACAUUAACCACCGCCUAAGGUACACACAGACCUGCCGAGUGGGAAGGUGCCCUCCGAGCUGACUUACACCUCCUGUUUCCUCUACAUGACAAAGAAAGACUUGAAAAAUGGUUAAAGAAUAUGAAACGAGAUUCCUGGGUUCCCAGUAAAUACCAGUUCCUGUGUAGUGACCAUUUUACUCCUGACUCUCUUGACAUUAGAUGGGGUAUUCGAUAUUUGAAACAAACUGCAAUUCCGACAAUAUUUUCUUUGCCUGAAGACAAUCAGGAAAAAGACUCUUCCAAAAAAAAAUCUCAGAAGAAAAAAUUGGAAGAUGAGAAAGAAGUGUGCCUAAAAGCCAAGUCAGAAGAAUUAUUUGCAUCAAAUGAGCCAAAGAAAAAUAUAGUUAACACAGAUGUCAUCCCUGAACAUGCAGAAUUAAUUGAUUCAUCUGCUGUGGUGGAGCCACCAGUUGCAAAAACAGAAAGUAUCCAAAAUAACAUAUUAACUCUUAAUCUAGUUAAACAAGAUACUGGAAAACCAGAAUCUAUCUUGGAAACAUCAGUUAACCAAGACCUAGGUAUAGGUGGUUUUCACACAUCUUUUGAGAACCUGAAUUCCACAACUAUCACUUUGACAACUUCAAAUUCAGAAAGUAUUCAGCAGUCUUUGGAAACCCAAGAAGGUCAAGAAGGUCUCGAAAUAACUACCAAUCAUCCUGCUAAUCCCAACAUUACAAAUAAUUCCAUGGAAAUUAAGUCAGCACAGGAAAAUCCAUUCUUAUUCAGCACAAUUACUCAAACAGUUGAAGAAUUAAACACAAAUAAAGAAUCUGUUAUUGCCAUUUUUGUACCCACAGAAAAUUCCAAACCUACAAUUAAUUCUUUUAUACCUGCCCAAAAAGAAACUGUGGAAAUGGAAGACAUUGACGAUGAAGAUUCCUUAUAUAAGGAUGUAGACUAUGAGACGGAAGUUUUACAAAUUGAACAUUCUUACUGCAGACAAGACAUAAAUAAGGAACAUCUUUGGCAGAAAGUGUCAAAGCUACAUUCAAAGAUAACUCUUCUUGAGCUACAAGAACAACAAACUCUAGGAAGAUUGAAGUCUUUGGAGACUCUUAUAAGGCAGCUAAAACAGGAAAACUGGUUGUCUGAAGAAAAUGUCAAGAUUAUAGAAAACCAUUUUACAACAUAUGAAGUUACUAUGAUAUAAAGAGGUUGUAAAGCUAUGACUUAUAUAAGCUUUUUGCAGCCAAACCAAAUUAUAUGUAAAGUAAACUUAUUCCUGUAUAAAGUUCUCAUCUUAAGCUAAGAAAUGUUAUGAACUGCAUCCCGUUCUUGUAAUGCGUAUUUUUGAGAAAAACUAGAAUAUUGUUGAGCUGUAGAGAAAAAGUUUCAUUACUUGAUAAUUUUCCAAAUUAAAGUUAAAAUAUAGUAAAUAAAUAAUAUUAUUAAAUCAUAAAAUGAGAGAACACAUAUGGUAAAAUGAGCCCAGAAUAGAAGUCAGGCUUAGAAAUCAGUCCUGGUUCUACCAUUAGCAUGUGACUUUGGCAAGUUACUUAUCAAGAUGGAGCUUCAGUCUCUAAUCUGUAAAAAAAAGAGCACUUUCUAGGUCUCUAACAUAGUCUGUUUCUUUAUAGUUCCUUCCCUUUCUGGUAAGAUACUUUUAAUAGAACAAAUUUACUAUAAGAUAAUUCAUACUUACAUAAUACUAAACGUUGGCAG
Messenger RNA from Diceros bicornis minor, 1968 nucleotides. RefSeq names its product THAP domain containing 5 (gene THAP5). The record is from RefSeq and is a predicted model, not a curated record. Lineage: Eukaryota; Metazoa; Chordata; Mammalia; Perissodactyla; Rhinocerotidae. Gene Ontology annotation, cellular component: nucleus. Bases 386 to 1456 code for a protein of 356 amino acids. The transcript is spliced from 3 exons.